Molecule: messenger RNA, 1452 nt
Organism: Tribolium madens (black flour beetle)
Lineage: Eukaryota; Metazoa; Arthropoda; Insecta; Coleoptera; Tenebrionidae
Product: insulin-like growth factor-binding protein complex acid labile subunit
Exons: 1
Coding region: 26-1252 (408 amino acids)
Molecular function (GO): protein binding
Source: RefSeq, a predicted model, not a curated record
UUGCGUUUGUUUUCAUCGAAUCAACAUGCAUGUCCUCAAUAUGAUUACCUUUUUUUCAAUCGGGCUGUUUUAUACUGAGACCGAUUCGACGUGUCGACACUCUUAUAUGACGUUCUGUGAUAAUUUGAGCGACCUUGAGAAUUACAACGUUGAAAACUGGACUGAACUUGUGGUAGGAACAGAAUCAUAUGAUGACUCUCAACUUAGAACAAUCGAUUUUGAUUCACUUUCAUUGGACAGGCUGGAAAAGUUAGUUACUUUCAUUAUUAUCGGUCAAAUUCGAGAUAUCAAGACGUAUACUUUUACCCUAGAUCCGUAUUUCAACAGGAUGAAUUAUUUGCAGUUGUAUGAAAAUGAUAUUAAGCGAAUAAGAUUUACCACUUUUGACACAAUGAAAUUGACAAAGUUAAGUUUAGUGAACAACAACAUUGAAUAUAUUCAUAAAGGAGCAUUUUACAACUGUGAAAUAAAAACUAUAGAUUUAUCACACAAUAAAUUGGAGUUAAUUGAAAAAGACGUGUUUUCGGAGGAGUUCUUUUACAAUUCUACUAUAGAAAUGGUUAUUAGAUAUAAUAAAAUUGAAGCAAUUCAAUCCGAUAGUUUUCCUAGCAGCUUAGAAAUACUUAAUUUAGAUUACAACAAUAUAAAAGUGUUAAAUGCUGAUGUUUUCGACAAUCUGGAUAAUCUACAAGAACUAACACUCAGCCACAACCAAUUAACAUCAUUAGGAUUCAUCAAAAAUCUCGAAGAGCUCAAAUAUAUUGAUGUUUCCCAUAAUAAGAUUGUGGUUUUCACUAGUCAACAUUUCAACAACCUUAGUCAACUACAAGUUCUAGAUCUGAGUCACAAUCAACUUGCAUAUCCUCAAAUAUUCCAGAAGUUUAAUAUUCCCGAAAGGCAUCCACCUCUGCAAAUAUCACUCGCUUUUAACAAAUUGACACAUUUAGUAAUAGAAGAAAACAACUUUCGUCACCAUGUAGUGUUUUUAUAUGGAAAUCCCUGGAACUGUAAGUGUUGGCAAAUGAUGGAAAAAUUUAUGCUUGACAAUAAAGUGAAAAGAAAUGUGUGUGAUUUAAAAUUUUUCGGUAAUGGUGAGGUUCCGUACUGUAUUCAGUACGACCAAAUUGACUGUAGAAACGGUGACUACGUCAAAAAUUCGAACAUUUCACAACAAGAUGUACAACAUUUUAUGAGCGUUGUUAAAAGCAGCUUAGAUAAAAUAAAGUGUAGGUUAACACCUAGAAUAUUGUAGAUUUUGCAAUACAUAAACAAAAACUUCACAUUUGUUAUCUCUAGGUUUAGUUCAUAAAACUUAUUAAUUAUCGCAUGGAAUCUUUUCUUAAUAGCAGGAACUACGUUUUUAUUUAUACCAACAUAUGUACAAAUAUAAUGCUUUCUGCUUAUUAAGUGUGUUAUUUCAAUUUUUAAAUUAGCAAUAAAAAAUGGUGGAUG